UUCACCAUGAUCUUGGCAAGCAUUAAGUCUUUCCUCUUCUUCGCUCUAGCUCUCAACACCAACGUUCUCUGCGUUCCACCGUGGAACGCGCUGCCCCCUCAAACCAACGGAUGGAGUUCGCCCAACAAUUACACGUCGCACGAUCAACCAGAUGAAUUGGACGAGGAUAGGAUCUUCGGCGGAGAAUACGCGAUGCAAAAUCAAUUUCCAUUCAUGGCCGUGGUGCAUCAAUUGAGGGGCAAUGGGAGAAUCUCGCAGUGCGGCGGAACCAUAAUUUCAUCAAGAUGGGUUUUGACAGCGGGCCACUGCGUGGCCUCGGGCCCUUACCAAUUCCUCGUGGUUUUCGGUACCCGUGACAAAACCGGUAUUGCGUAUAAUUUCUAUCAAGGACCCGGGGUGGCCAUGUUAACGACCCAGGCUGUGCUUCACCCCGGCUACAGAACAACCGUGAACGACAUCGCGUUGUUGCACAUGCCGCAGAAUAUACCGUUCGGAAACAGCAUUCGACCUAUCCAAUUGGCGGGCAACAGAUACGCGGAUGAGACAUUCGCCGAUAAAACGGGGAUGGUGAUCGGAUGGGGAAAGGACGGGCCGAUUGGGACUGGAACGAAGAGGCUGAAGUAUACCGAUGUACCGAUUAUCUCGAAUUACGAAUGCUCCAUGUUCUGGCCUGUCACGGAGUCGCACGUGUGUACUUCGGCCGCUUACGAUCAAGACGCGUGUCAGGGCGACAGCGGUGGUCCACUGAUCGUGAUGAAAAAUAGGAAGCCUGUUCAAAUUGGAAUCGUAAGCUACGGAGACGGAAAUUGCCCUAGCAGCAAACCAGGAGUGUUCACGAGAGUCUCCAGUUUCGUCGAUUGGAUCGAAGAAGUUACCAACAUUCGUUUGUGAAGGAUAAUUCAUGAUAUAUUAUAUUGUCAGGAUUAUAAGUUUUGUAACGGAAUCGUGUAUCGUGUAUAAAUGUACUUCUAUAGAGACGAUUGGCGAUAAUUGUAUCUCGUAUAUCUAUUAUAAU
This is a messenger RNA of Apis florea (little honeybee), 1015 nucleotides long. RefSeq names its product chymotrypsin-like protease CTRL-1. The record is from RefSeq and is a predicted model, not a curated record. NCBI's taxonomy places the organism in Eukaryota, Metazoa, Arthropoda, Insecta, Hymenoptera, Apidae. Gene Ontology annotation, molecular function: serine-type endopeptidase activity. Gene Ontology annotation, biological process: proteolysis.